Rana temporaria (common frog) is the source of this 975-nucleotide messenger RNA. RefSeq names its product olfactory receptor 1361-like. Gene Ontology annotation, cellular component: membrane. Gene Ontology annotation, biological process: G protein-coupled receptor signaling pathway. Gene Ontology annotation, molecular function: G protein-coupled receptor activity; olfactory receptor activity. The record is from RefSeq and is a predicted model, not a curated record. The transcript has a single exon. Lineage: Eukaryota; Metazoa; Chordata; Amphibia; Anura; Ranidae. The coding region runs from base 1 to 975 and encodes 324 amino acids.
AUGGAGGAAGUAAACCGAACAUCUCCAGCAAAGUUCAUCCUUCUUGGUCUAUCCAAUGUCCCAUAUCUCCAGGCCAUCUUCUUCCUCCUGUUCUUAUUGAUGUACAUUAUUACAUUGUCAGGAAACCUUUUGCUCAUCGUUGUGGUGAGGAUCAACCCAAAGCUACAGACCCCCAUGUACUUCUUCCUGAGUAAUCUGGCUUUUAAUGACAUCAAUUACUCAUCCACCAUAGUUCCCAAAAUUCUCAUAAACACUUUGAGCCAGGACAGAAGUAUCUCCUUGACAGGAUGUGCAGUGCAAAUUUUUUGUCUUUUGAUUUUAGGGGUCAUGGAGUGUUGCCUACUCGCAGUCAUGGCAUAUGACAGAUUUGUUGCCAUCUGUAGACCAUUACAUUAUAACACCAUCAUGAACAUGAAGUUGUGUGCCAGUUUAGUAGCAGGAUCAUGGAGUAUGUCCAUUUUGAACUCUACUUUGCAUGUUGCCCUCACCUUUCAACUCCCUUACUGCAAGUCCCACUACAUCGACCACUUCUUCUGUGAGAUGCCCCCUUUAUUUCGACUGUCCUGCCAAGACACUUUGUAUAAUGAGAUAAUCAUGUACAUCUCUGGAGCAAUCCUCGGUUCGUGUGCUUUAUGCUUGACUCUGACUUCAUAUGUCCACAUCAUAUCCACUGUUCUGAAGAUCCGUUCCUCAGAAGGAAGGCAUAAAGCUUUUUCCACAUGUGCUUCUCAUCUGACCGUGUUGGCUCUCUACUACGGAACCGUCAUUUGUAUAUAUCUGAAACCCCGCUCUACUAAUUCUGCAAAUGUAGACAAAAGUGCUUCAAUUCUCUAUACGGUAGUGACACCAAUGUUAAACCCUAUUAUCUAUAGUAUAAGGAACAAGGAUGUCAAAAACACUGUUAAAAAUAACUCAAACAAGAAACAAAGUUCUCUAAAGUGCAAUAAACAAGUACAAGUAAAAACAGUACAUUGA